UUGUAGAAUGAAGCUUUACUCCGGUAUUCACGGCUUCGUGGUGUAAUAUCUGGCGAUGGGGUGUUCAGUAGGCGUGACAGGUAUGUAUAAAUGCAACACGCCACUGCUUCAGGUACACGACCUGGCGCAUCCGAAUUCCUGGCACACGCACUAAAUCACAGGUCUCCAAUCAGAAACAACGCUUGAGGAAGCAUGGUUAAAAAUACCGCAUUGAUCCUGCUCAUCCUGUGCCUCGCGCAGCUGCUCCUUGUAGCGGAAUGCAAGAAGCAGGAAGGUGGGAAGGGGCGAAGUAAGGAAGGCAAGGAUAAAACCCAAAGCGACGGUCAAGGGGGGCACCAACCAAAAAAGCACGAGGCAGCACCAAAAGAAAAGAAGGAGAGAGGACAGAAACCAUCCAUGCAGGGCAAGUUCACCACCAAGGAUAAAGCGCAGUGCACCUGGACAGCGGCUGAGGGAGACAAGUUUAGCCUGCGGGUGAUCUGCAAAAAGAGCGAGGAGAGCUACGCCUGUGAAUACGUGGGUAGACCUACAGCCUGCACUGAGUAUGCUUCUAAGUCGAAAUCAUACUGGAAACAGAUUUCUAGAGCCCUGAAAAAGCAGAAGAACCUGUGCAAGGAUGCGGCGUCCGUGUUGAAGGCGGGCAUGUGUAAGAACGCGCCCAGAGACUCGCAUUUUAAACUUAGUGAAAAUUUCCUGGCAACUGCAAAGGAAAACACGCCCUCCUCUGUGCCGGAGAACGCUCCAGCACCAGCGGCAACCCCAAACACGAAGAACUGCACGGAUAGCAUAGACCAGAAUAAAUUAGCUGAAGAGUACUGCAGUGGGUCGUGGACCUCACUAUGCACUUUCUUUAUCUCCAUGGUACAGGACUGCUGAGAGUCUUAUUCUAUUAGACCUGUUGUAUGUACUUAGCCCACAGACAGACACACUUCUGUGAUUCCUGAUUUGUAUUUUAAUACAAAGACAUUCAAAUCGCAUGGCCAUAGACAAAUACUCCUGACGGUAUUUCAUUUGAUAAAAUCACAGUUAAAAAAAAAAAAAAAAAAUCAGUACAUAUAUAUAUAUAUAUAUAUAUAUAUAUAUAUAUAUGAACCCUAAAGCUGUCUUGUAAAAGUUAUAUGUUCUAUCGAUACCACUUAAUAAAAGUGCACUGUUUUCUAAUUAUGUACAUCCCUAAUUGAUUUUUAAUGUAAUGGUUGCCAUGUAUUUCGUAUUGGUUAAACUAUUCUGUCCACUUAGGUUUUGUAAUGCUGAUAAAUAAACUAUUAGUUUUUAUACA
This is a messenger RNA of Acipenser ruthenus (sterlet), 1279 nucleotides long. RefSeq names its product fibroblast growth factor-binding protein 1-like. Bases 193 to 876 code for a protein of 227 amino acids. The record is from RefSeq and is a predicted model, not a curated record. The transcript is spliced from 2 exons. Gene Ontology annotation, molecular function: growth factor binding. NCBI's taxonomy places the organism in Eukaryota, Metazoa, Chordata, Actinopteri, Acipenseriformes, Acipenseridae. Gene Ontology annotation, biological process: cell-cell signaling.